AUGGGGACUUAUAAUGAAGAUUCGGUGUUCACAGGCCGGGAUCAACAAUCAUCACAAAAUUUCGUGGAUAAAGACGUUGUCGUUGAAAGAUUGAUUGGAACAUUGAAAGAAGUAUUACCAGAACCUCCAUUGAUUAACCAACCUUUACAAUCUGAGUUUGCUGAGACUACAUUAAAAAGGUCCAAAAGAAAGUCCAAAUUUACCAGGGAGCAAGAUGAAAUGAUUGUGGAUUUGAAGAGUAAAGGUAAAUCAUGGGUUGAUAUAGCACAAAUUGCGGGCGUUGGAAGCUUUUUAGCUGCUAGAAACAGAUAUCAAGUCCUUAUAGGUCAACAAGGUGUUGGGUCUUCUAUUUGGGGUGCUGGUGACUCUCAAAAUUUACAGAGCUUAGUAGAUGAUGGAGAACUCGAAAAAUGGAGGUUUAUAUCGAGAGAAAUGUACAAAUUAACAGGGAAACAAUUCACUGAUGUUCAAUGUCGUGAAUUAAUUAGAGAUAUAUUUCUACAGGAUCCUGAAGAAUUUGGGGUUUCAGAGGAUGCUUUAAACGAAAUCACAGAAGUUAAAGAUGAGGUUUAUGAACCUUCACAAUCAGAACAACAACAUGAGUCUUAUGAAAGUAGUCAGCAACAAUCUCAGCCUCAUCAAGAAACACAACAGCAUGAACAUUCCCAUCAUCACCAACAACAGCAGCAAUACAAUCAAGAUUAUAAUCGCUCAUAUGAUCAAAACUUCAACCAUAAUUUAGGUCAAGGUAACCCAAAUUAUUCACAAGGUCAAAAUACACAUCAAACACAUUUAUAUGAACAAAAUAAAAAUCAAAAUAAUAAUUCAGGGUAUAAUAAUUACUAG
Hansenula ciferrii is the source of this 846-nucleotide messenger RNA. Its product is annotated as Adherence factor. NCBI's taxonomy places the organism in Eukaryota, Fungi, Ascomycota, Saccharomycetes, Phaffomycetales, Wickerhamomycetaceae. The transcript has a single exon. The record is from RefSeq and is a predicted model, not a curated record. Bases 1 to 846 code for a protein of 281 amino acids.